Paralichthys olivaceus (Japanese flounder) is the source of this 1570-nucleotide messenger RNA. The record is from RefSeq and is a predicted model, not a curated record. NCBI's taxonomy places the organism in Eukaryota, Metazoa, Chordata, Actinopteri, Pleuronectiformes, Paralichthyidae.
ACCAAACCAGAGAGAGAGUCGUUCUGCUCUUUUCCAGAAAUCCACCACAGAAACUUCUGGAGCCGAGGCCUCGGUGUUAAGAGCAGAUUCAAACGUCCUGCGGCUCCAGAGUGAAGAAGACGAGGAAGACGAAGAAGAAGAAGCAGCGAGACGCCAACAUGACUCAUCUGUGCUACAACAGAGGCUGUGGACAGAAAUAUGACGCCGACCAGAACAAAGAGGACUCCUGCCUCUUCCACCCGGGAGUCCCCAUCUUCCACGACGCUCUGAAGGGCUGGUCCUGCUGCAGGAAGAGAACCACGGACUUCUCCGAGUUUCUCUCCAUCAAGGUAAGAGCUCAGGGUCCAACAGGAAGUUCAUGUUCCUGGAGAUGUAUUGUUUUACAUUCAGAGGAGCCAAAGACCAAAUUGCCGCAGAAAGUGUCGGCGUCUCUGGUUCAAGUUCUGGAGAAGCUGGAAAUCAGUAACAGAGCCGAGAAGGAGCAGAAAGAGAAUCAGACUGUGAUGCAGGGAACACGCUGCAAGAACCCAGGAUGCAAAACAGCCUUUAACGGUCCAGAGACAGACAAGGAGGUCUGCACCCACCACCCCGGUGCACCCGUCUUCCACGAGGGGUACAAGUACUGGAGCUGCUGCUGCAUAAGGACGAUAGACUUCAACGCCUUCCUGGACCAGAAGGGCUGCACCGCAGGGAAACAUCGCUGGAUCCCAAAACAGGACAAGAAGAAGGUGGCGUGUCGACACGAUUGGCACCAAACUGGAAAUAAUGUUGUCGUAACGAUUUACGCUAAGAACGCAAACCCUGAGUUUAGCUGCGUGGAGGCGAACGGGACCGUGCUCUCGUGUCAAAUCCAGUUUGAGAACGAUAAGAUUUUCAAGAGAGACUUCCACCUGUGGGGGGUGAUCGACGUCAAACAGAGCUCCGUCAACAUGGUGCCGACCAAAGUUGAGGUUUUCCUGCGUAAGGCCGACCAGGUGUCCUGGGGCAAACUGGAGGACCCCAACCAUAAACCUGAGCCGGAGCCCGUGGAGAACAUGGCCGAAACGGACGAGUCCCACCGGCCCGACUGGGACAUCUCCGACGACGACAUCAGCGACUCGGACGAAGAGUGGGCCUACGACACGCCGGAGAAUAAAAAGAAUAAGGACAAAGACGAGCAGAAGAAGAAAGAGGAAGAGGUGCAGAGGAAGGAGGUGGAGGAGGAGAUGAAGAGGGCAUCGGAGGAGAGGAGGAAAGAGGAGGAGGAGGCGGAGCGGAAGAGGCAGGAGGCAACCGAAGGAUACGAUGACAUGCCUGAUCUGGAGUAACUCUAAAUCCAGAUGUUGAUCUGAUUUGCUCGGUAGAACUGAAAAAUAUCAAAUGUUAAUCUUGACUAAAUUUAAUUCCAACGUAAAGUUACAAGAUCCAAAUGAAAUGUAUUUAUAUAUUUAAAUUUUGAGUUGAAUCUUAAGAAGCAGUUUGUGACGAGCCGUCGUUUAUAUUGAAUUUAAUUCUAUCAUAUCUCAUAUAAUAUGAAUAUGACCAGGAACCUCAAAAUGCAAAAAGAGAAAUAAAGACUUUUUUAACUGGU